Messenger RNA from Fusarium sp. VM40, 1008 nucleotides. The record is from the annotation of a GenBank genome assembly. NCBI's taxonomy places the organism in Eukaryota, Fungi, Ascomycota, Sordariomycetes, Hypocreales, Nectriaceae.
AUGGAGCGCUUUAGGAGUUUACUCGGCGGCGGCGGUAUGGGAGGAGCUGCUCAUGGGACUGACAACACAAACCUCAUCGACAACUCCGAAACCGUGUACAUUUCCUCUCUUGCCCUCCUCAAAAUGCUUCGACACGGUCGCGCAGGUGUGCCCAUGGAAGUCAUGGGUCUGAUGCUGGGCGAGUUUGUGGAUGACUUUACCGUCAAGGUUAUGGAUGUGUUUGCUAUGCCCCAGAGCGGUACCGGAGUCAGUGUCGAGGCUGUCGACCCCGUGUUCCAGACCAAGAUGAUGGAUAUGCUUCGACAAACGGGACGCCCCGAAUCAGUAGUCGGAUGGUACCACUCGCAUCCUGGUUUCGGUUGCUGGCUGUCAUCUGUUGAUAUCAACACUCAACAAUCCUUCGAGCAACUGAACCCCCGUGCAGUUGCCGUCGUCAUUGACCCUAUCCAAUCCGUCAAGGGCAAGGUCGUCAUCGAUGCUUUCCGUCUCAUCAACCCUCAGCUUUUGAUGCUGGGUCAAGAACCCAGACAGAGCACCAGCAACUUGGGUCACCUCAACAAGCCCUCGAUUCAAGCCCUCAUUCAUGGGCUCAACCGACACUACUACUCGAUAGGAAUCAACUACCGCAAGACUGCUCUCGAGGAGAACAUGCUUAUGAACCUACACAAGCAUGUAUGGACCGAAGCUCUAGAGAUGGACGAUUUUCGACAUGAGGGCUGCAAGAACAAGGACCGACUGCAGCAGUUGGUUACGUUGGCGGAUGGUUACGAGAAGCGAGUGAAGGAGGAGACCGAAUUGACCAAAGAUCAGCUUAAGACUCGAUACGUUGGCAAGUUGGAUCCAAAGAAGCAUCUCGAGGAUGUUGGCCAGGAGCUCAUUGAGGACAACAUUGUCUCUGUGUCGAGACAAAUGAUCGACAAGGAGGCAACCAUGCCCAAAAAGGAUGCGCCGGCAGGGUCCAAGGGAGCAGCGAAUGGCGAGCAAAUGGAUGUGGAGGAGGAGUUAUGA